AUGGUUUCAUCCUUGGAAGACAGAAACAGUUACCCGCAAAGUUCCAUGAACAAAAAUAUUUGUACAUAUGAAUAUCCGGUGAUACAGUACAUGCGUAACUAUAGUGAACGAUUGUAUUUGCUUCCGUCAACGCAGUACUUCAUCGAUGUUCAAACUAUAACAAUCGAAAAUAGGUCCAAAAGCUCAAAUUUCAUGGAAAUUUAUACACCUUCAACUGCACGUUUUGACGGAGAAUUGAACGCCACAGUACAUAAAUCUAAUUUUUCUAUUUUAUUAAAUAUACCGUUUGUUGCGAACGAUACGCUAGGCAGCAUAUUGCGCGUUAUAGUAAAAGGUCCUAAAUCGCUCUGCGACCAACAUUUGGAAUUGUCUAAAUAUCUUCGAGAGCAAGUUGGAUUGAAGAUGAACGAAGUCGCUUGGCAAGCUGCUGAAGUUCCGACAUAUUAUUUUAAUAGAAAGUAUCAACAACCUACUGAAGAGAUAAUGCCAGAUGUAAUAAGUCAUCAGAACUCUGAUCAUGAAUACGAGUCGAUAUCCGCUGUAUCAUAUUCAGAGCAAGAUAUUUCAAGUAUUGCUGACAGACAAUCCUUAUCGAGUGAAAUUAUUUCGGAAGUACUGCCACUUGCCAUUAUAAAUGACAAUAAAGAAGAGGAGAUAUUGUCAUCUUUAGUCAAAGUAGAAGAUUUCGAAGAUUAUGUCCGGCGGGCAAUAGAGUCGAACUUAUUGGAUAAGCAAUACAAAAUGCUUCCAGAACAAUCACAGCCAUGCAAUUACGGAAAAUUGCCGGAAAACAAAUUUAAAAAUAGAUACAGAAGUGUCAUAACGUAUGAUAAAACACGUGUAAUAUUGCAAAAACUUCCGGACAAUGCUUACUCCGAUUAUAUCAACGCUAAUUACAUCAGUGGAUAUAAAAUAAAUAAGCGUUAUAUAGCAACACAAGGUCCUACACCGACUACAGUUUCCGAUUUUUGGCGCAUGAUUUGGCAGGAGAAUGUUCAUGUUAUCUGUAUGUUGACAAAUGUUGUUGAAGAUGGUAAGAUAAAGUGCGAGCAAUAUUGGCCGGUUGAUGAAAAAGAGAAGAAAUACGGAGAUAUCAAUGUAUUAAACGUGAGGCAGAAUGUCUUUGCUGAUUAUUGUUUUAGAACGUUCUUCGUCACAUAUAAAGAGGAAACUCGAAAAGUACAACAACUUCAUUAUACGGCUUGGCCAGAUUACAAUAUGCCUUUGUACACGCACUCCAUAGUUACAUACUUGAAUAAAUUAUCGGCAAUAUCUGAGAACAAACCUGUUGUAGUUCAUUGUAGUGGUGGCAUUGGAAGAACCGGUGUUAUUAUAUUAUGCGAUAUUUGUCUCCGUCGUGCAAAAGUUGAAAAGAUGAUCGACGUUUUCGCCCAAACGGCGUCCAUGAUGAACGAAAGGGCGAAUAUAAUAAAUAAUACACAACAAUAUCUACUAGCACAUUUGAUAUUGAUUGAAUGCUUAUUUUCUGUUCCGAUAUCCACUUUAUAUUAUUUUCUAUUCCAAAAUGGAUAUUACGAAAGUUUACCAACACGAAUUGAGGAAUUAAAGGAACAAAUACCAAUUCUUCAACAGAGAUUACAGCAUACCGCCUGGCGAGAUAAGGCUCUGGGAUUACUCUCUACUCAAGUUACUCCUUUACCGUCAUUGUCGGAGCGUAAUCGAGCCAAAAAUAGAUUUCCGGAAUUGAUUUCAAAUAUGUCCAAUAGAAUUUAUUUAACAAGAUACCCGGAAUGGGAUGAGAAUAGCGAUUAUAUAUCUGGCGUUUAUGUGGACGGUGUAACACUUCAGAAACAAUACUUAGCUACACAACUUCCUAUGCCUUCAACGUUGAAUGAUUUUUGGCGAAUGAUUGCCGAGUUCAGAGUUAAACUUGUCCUUAUGCUGCAACCACCUGAUCUUCAAGAUACCACUUGUUGCGCAAUUGCCCUUUUGGGCGGUGAAUUUAAACCAAUUCCAUAUUUGAGCAUUACGGCAAAAGAAGUUAUAGAAACAGAGUAUUAUUCGAAACAGAAAUUCCUGCUUGUUGACAAUUCUGAGAAACCUUCAAGAGAGCAAUUUGUAACUAUAUUGUGUUUAACGGAAUGGAAACCUGGAAGAAAUCAAUCUCCACCGCCGGUUACAAUGAUGGUGAACUUUUGGCUAAUUGCGAAAAAUUAUGCAAGAGGCAGUGGGCCGAUUGUCACGCUUUGCCAUGAUGGAGCAUUUGGAUGUGGUCUUUAUUUAGCGUUGAGUUUUUUAUUAGAACGAAUGACUGUCGAAAAAGAAUGCAAUGUUUAUAUAGCGGUGCGAGCUGUCAAACGAUCGAGACCAGAUUUUGUUCUUUCUUUGGUAUGAUAUCAAAUUUAUAGCAUUAGAAAAUUAUUGAAUUAAGAAUUUUAUCAAAAC
Messenger RNA from Pogonomyrmex barbatus (red harvester ant), 2406 nucleotides. RefSeq lists its product as uncharacterized. Lineage: Eukaryota; Metazoa; Arthropoda; Insecta; Hymenoptera; Formicidae. Gene Ontology annotation, molecular function: protein binding; protein tyrosine phosphatase activity. The record is from RefSeq and is a predicted model, not a curated record. Gene Ontology annotation, biological process: motor neuron axon guidance; protein dephosphorylation.